Messenger RNA from Pistacia vera, 813 nucleotides. RefSeq lists its product as uncharacterized. The transcript has 2 exons. The record is from RefSeq and is a predicted model, not a curated record. The coding region runs from base 145 to 576 and encodes 143 amino acids. Lineage: Eukaryota; Viridiplantae; Streptophyta; Magnoliopsida; Sapindales; Anacardiaceae.
ACAGAUUCUCUUUAUCUUCCCUUUUGUAUGUUCUUUUGUGUGUAUAUAAACCAGUCUUCAGGCCAGCGACUACCUCACCAUUAAUUCCCACACAAUCAUUCUUCAAUACAAUAGUCUCGAGAUAAACAGCAAAGUGUUUGAAACAUGUCAGAUUGGGGCCCAGUGUUUGUGGCAGUGAUCUUGUUCGUGCUGCUAACGCCAGGUUUGUUGUUUCAGGUGCCGGGGCAUCAGAGGUGCGUGGAGUUUGGCAAUUUUAAGACAAGUGGUGCGGCAAUCAUGGUUCAUGCCCUCCUCUAUUUUGCUCUCAUUUGUGUCUUCUUGCUUGCUGUCAAGGUUCAUUUGUACCUUGUUUUUAUUCAGAAAGAGAUGGCAGAUUGGGGGCCUGUGGUGAUUGCAGUGGUGUUGUUUGUGCUGCUAAGUCCAGGAUUGUUGUUCCAGUUACCAGGAAGGAACAGAGUGGUUGAUUUUGGAGGCAUGCAUACUAGUGGUCUAUCCAUUCUUGUUCAUACCAUCAUCUUCUUUGGCCUGAUCACCAUCUUUCUCAUCGCCAUAGGUGUCCACAUCAACACUGGAUGAUCACUAGUCCAGUAUUUGUAUCCACUGCAUGCUGCUGGUACCGUUACUGACUUACUUCCAAUACUUUCUAAAUCUUUGUUUCAGGUUCAGGGUUUUAGUUUGUUUACUAUAAAGUGUCGACUUUUGAUUUUGCCAUUGUUGCGCUCUCUAAUUCAACAAGAAAAGACGGAAAAAAAAAUGUUUGUUAACUGUUAUAAAUGCAUGAUCUGAAUUUCAAUGACAUGGUUAGUUUCUCUA